UAGCAGACAGAACUCGAACACGAAGAGUGAAAGAUCGGCUGAUUCUCAGCACAGGAGUGUACUCAUGGGAUGGUUUUCGGAAUUCUUCUUUGAAUAUGAAACCCCCCGCAUGGCUCUUCUCAAAGACCGUAAGAUCGGGGUGGUUUGUCGGCUCAUUCAGCUCGGGGUCCUGGUUUACAUCAUUGGAUGGGUAUUCAUAUAUGAGAAGGGAUAUCAGUCUGAAGAUGGCAUCAUCAGCUCAGUCUCCGUCAAGGUUAAAGGUGUAACAUCUACUAAUGACAGUGACCAUGGUUUCAGAGUCUGGGAUGUUGCUGAUUAUGUUUUUCCUGAACAGGGAGAUGACUCCUUUUUGGUGAUGACAAACUUUAUCUCAACUAGGCAACAACAAGGCCAUUGUCCUGAGUUACCAGGACCUCUGACCAUAUGUAGCUCUGACAACGAUUGCAAGUAUGGACCAUUAGAAAAUGGGAUUAAAACUGGAAAAUGUGUUGAAUAUAAUAACAGCGCUAAAAAGACAUGUGAAAUCUAUGGUUGGUGCCCAGUGGAAAAUGACUCCAACAUUCCUAGCCCUGCACUGCUCUUGGAAGCUGAAAGGUUUACUGUAUUUAUCAAGAACACCAUCACAUUUCCAGAGUUUAAAGUGACCAGGAGCAAUUUAGAUGAGUCCAUUACUAAAUCAUAUCUUGCAAACUGCACCUAUGAAAAAGAUCCCCUUUGCCCAAUAUUUAAACUUGGAAACCUCAUUCAGACAGCAGGUUUUGAUUUCAAUGAAGUAGCCUUGAAGGGAGGAGCAGUUGGAAUUGUAAUCAAGUGGGACUGCAACCUGGAUUUUCCUGAAAAGUACUGUAGGCCAACAUAUGAUGUCCACGGUCUGUAUGGAGGAGGGAAACAGUCUUCUGCAUCACUGGGCUAUAAUUUUAGGUAUGCUAAAUAUUUUAUGGAAGAAAAGAUUGAAAAAAGAACACUUUAUAAAGUAUUUGGAAUCAGAUUUGACAUUAUUGUACAUGGAAAGGCUGGAAAAUUUGAUAUCAUACCAACUAUGACAGCAAUUGGGUCUGGUGUUGGAAUUUUUGGAGUGGCCACUGUCGUAUGCGACCUUUUACUACUUUACAUCAUGCCACAUCGUCACUUUUAUAAAAAUAUGAAGUUCAAGUACACAGAAGAACAGGAGGAGUGUGAAAUACUUCCUUGAUAUCUGGACUGGCCAAGAAUUUCACAGUCACCGUUCCUUGCCCAUUUAUCUUGGAAUUUGGAGAAGCUUGCCUGGGCAUGUUUCAUAACCGCCAAGCUGAUGCAGAGAAACAAGGCUGGAUUUGUCCAAUUCCCUUUCACCUCUGCUUUUACUAUUUAUGGAGGGAAUUCAAGACAAAAUGUGAAUUGAAAAACAAUAAAAGGGAAAAAUACCUUUCAAGGACAAUGUUGACAUAACAUGGAUAUUGCACAUUCAGAUAUGUGGUUAACUGGGGUAUACGUUAAUAAUUAAUGAGUGCAUGCAAUCAUCCAUUUAUCAUCUUAUCCAACUUUAUCCUGAGGAGCAUCACAGGAGAGCUGGAACUAAUCCCAGAAUGCAUAGGGCAAAAGGCAGACGCAAUUUCUGGACAGAGCACCAAUCCAUGGCAGGGUGAACACACACAUACACUAGGGCCAGUUUAGUAUUGCCAAUCCAUCUAAUCUGCAUCCUGGUCUCCUUACUGCAAUGUAGAAGUGCUACCACUGUGCCACCAUCCUGCCCACAUGCAAUGAUAAAAGUGAAAAUUCAGGUUAAUUGGUGCCUUCUUUUUGUUACAUGUUUUGUACCUAUUAUCACAGGAUGUGUACUGUAUACCUUGACAUAGGCAUGAGGACACCGACAUACAGUAUGUUAAGAAAUGAUUAAUUACUCCAUCAAAAAAGUUUACGACUCUCCCACAGUGUAAUGAUGCUUAGCCUAUUAGCUCUUGCUCCCUUUUUAAGUUCUCUUACUUAUUCCUAUCCACUGUCUGUGCUUCUAUUUAUCAUGUAUGGCCUCAGUCCUUCUUUACAAUUGGAUAGGAGGUUGCAUUUUAUUUGGAGAUGGCUUGUGGUUGUAUCACUUUAAUCUUUUCUUUCAUUUAAACAGACUUCUCACACAAGCCACCUGAAUUUAUUAUGGCCGUCAAUCUAUGGCCACCUGCAUUUCUAUAAAAUGGCCAACUGGACCAUCAAGUAGAUACUCCCAGUCUGUGGUGUUCUGUUUUAAUGCCUGAAUAAAGUAAAAUAUCACAACAUAACACACCCUUAUUUAAGAUUUACACCUAAAGAUAUUCCUGUAUCUCUUCCAAUCCUACAUUCCCUGUAGGACUGGUGAAUCAAACUUCCAUCUACUAUUGUUACAAACCCAACUUCACCACUAUAGUAUUGUGUGCAAACACAGCCAAUACCAGUAACAUCAGAUACAAAGCAGGAAAUUCUUACACUCGUAAUAAAGAACACUCAUUCCCUGUCAAUUUAGGGAAACCAAACAGUCUAAUGUAUGAAUCUUUGGGAUGUGGGAGAAAACUGAAAUAUCUGGGGAAAAAAAAAAGGUGAUAAUGUGUAAAAUCCACACACACAUUAUCAGGUCUGGUGUCUGGUCAGGUAUUCUUGAUUGUGUAUUCUCCUCUACUCUAUUGAACACUUUGAAUUGAAGGAGAAUUCUUAAAAUUGUUUAUUACUUUUGUCCCUGAAGCACUGCCUGACGUAAGCAGAGAAUGAGAACAAGAGAUCCUGGCAGCAUUUGCCACAAUAUUUGGUAUGCCAGUUUUUUAUUUAUGGCGUGUCAAACAGCUUAAGUUUAAUUCAUAGAAGCCUUUGUGUUCUUGGCUAUAAAACCCUAUAGUUAUUUGGAAAUGGAAUUUAUUAAAGUUUUAACAUGUGCUAAUUUAUUUUUUGUGGAUGUAAUAAAAUAGGUAAUUUUGUUCUUUUGCAAAA
Molecule: messenger RNA, 2928 nt
Organism: Polypterus senegalus (gray bichir)
Lineage: Eukaryota; Metazoa; Chordata; Cladistia; Polypteriformes; Polypteridae
Gene: p2rx1
Product: purinergic receptor P2X, ligand-gated ion channel, 1
Exons: 12
Coding region: 65-1192 (375 amino acids)
Biological process (GO): response to ATP; monoatomic cation transmembrane transport
Cellular component (GO): nuclear inner membrane; plasma membrane
Molecular function (GO): purinergic nucleotide receptor activity; extracellularly ATP-gated monoatomic cation channel activity; ATP binding
Source: RefSeq, a predicted model, not a curated record